AUGCCCGUUUCUCCCAAGCCGGCUUUGUCGCCCAUUCGACGACGCAGUUCACUUGUAUUAAAGCUGAAUCCCAAGAAUUGGUUAUCCAGCAGCAACUUGAACGUGGACAACAACAACAACAACAACAACAACAACAACAACAAUGUGGAUCUAAAUACCAAUGGUGAGAACGACAACAACGAGGACGCCACCAACCAAGCACUCAUGGGCAGCAAUAGCCAGGGAUCCGCCGGAGCCACCGGAAAAGGACGAAGCUCUCUGGUCUUGAAACUGAAUCCAAUGAAAUGGUUAUCUAGUGGCAACUUGAAGGCCGAUAUCGACGCCAUGGACGCCGAGGAUUACGCCAACCAAGCACUCAAAGGCAGCAAUAGUCAGACAUCCGCCACCAGCAGCAAACGCAAGGGAAACGCCAGUGGGAAUACCCGAAACACGGAAACCUACUACAAUCCGGUGGUCAAUCGCUUCCUCACGCAAACCAAACCUCCAAGGCCCAUGGUCAUGCUGGAUUUGCAAGAAAUACAGGUAGGCAAGUUACUGGGGGAAGGAUCCUUCUCGGAAGUUCGGGAAAUUCAGGGAAUUCAGCUGAUUCCCGACAUUCAGUUGCCCGCUUCGUCGGCAGAGGAACAACGUCGUCGAGAACGCCGUCGACAAGAGUUUGCCAAGGAUAUUGCGAAUGCCAACAAUAAUAACAGUGGCGACAACAACAACAACAAUAAGUAUGCCAUUAAGCAACUGAGUCGGAAACUCUCCAUGGUCCCGGACGGAUUCCAAAGUGCAGCUGCCGAUCUCGUCCUCGAAGCCAGUUACUUGAUGCGUUUGAACCAUCCCAAUAUUUUAAAAGUUCACGCCGUCGCCAUGGACAGUCAAGAGGCAUACGAUACCCAAGUCUUUGAUAAACUCUUUCUCGUCUUUGAUCGCAUGGGCGGGACACUCUACGAACUCAUGACCGAGUGGAAGAAACACAACAACCCGAGCAAGGACAGCCAGAUUAUCAUGGAACCAAAAGUAUUGGCCCGAAAAACCAAUUACGCCCUUCAAAUUGCCGAAGCCUUGGAACACCUUCAUGUGCGGAGAAUCAUAUUUCGCGACCUCAAGCCUCACAACGUGGGCUAUCUGGCCGUGCCCAAUACGUCUUGGGAGGACGACAAAGAAGAAGCCCACGUGGGGACCAUUCAGCUGUUUGACUUUGGAUUUUGUCGAGAGCUGCCCGAAAGCAGCAGCAAUAAUUCGUCAGACGAUCAUGAUCAGGAACUCUUUCGCAUGUCCAAAGUCGGAUCUCCCGCCUACAUGGCACCCGAAGUCAAGGACGACAAUGGCAGAUACAACUUGAAGGCUGACAUGUACUCGUUUGCGUUGAUCUAUUACGAAAUGCUCAUGCUGCAGCAUCCGUUCCGCAGGGUUCGGCGGCGGUCGUCGGUCGAUGGCGUCCCCAAGAAACUGGCUCGCAUGCCCGAUCGGAUCCAAGAACUGCUGCAAGGAGCUUGGAAUCCGUCGGUGGAAGAACGAUGGACCAGUCGCGAGACUCGAUCACGACUGGAAGCCAUCUUGCAAGAGUUGGAGGACGAGGCGUAA
Molecule: messenger RNA, 1572 nt
Organism: Seminavis robusta
Lineage: Eukaryota; Bacillariophyta; Bacillariophyceae; Naviculales; Naviculaceae
Source: the annotation of a GenBank genome assembly